Messenger RNA from Physeter macrocephalus (sperm whale), 2019 nucleotides. It is a transcript of the gene EYA2, whose product is annotated as EYA transcriptional coactivator and phosphatase 2. Gene Ontology annotation, biological process: cell differentiation; negative regulation of extrinsic apoptotic signaling pathway in absence of ligand; anatomical structure development. The record is from RefSeq and is a predicted model, not a curated record. NCBI's taxonomy places the organism in Eukaryota, Metazoa, Chordata, Mammalia, Artiodactyla, Physeteridae. Gene Ontology annotation, molecular function: protein tyrosine phosphatase activity. Gene Ontology annotation, cellular component: nucleus.
AUGCCUGGGUUGCAGAGGGAGGAGGUGUGGGUGUCGGUGGGUGGGGAGGAGGCUGGGCCCUCGCCUCCUCUAGGACCGGCUGGAGAUAGCGCGUCCGGCUGGGCGGCAGGCUCAGAGACCAGCGCGGAGGCAGCUGCAGGGCCGCAGCGCCGCGCCGCGCGUCCAGCCGCCGGGGGUGUGCGCCCGCGGAGCCCGGCGUCGCGCCUCGGCGCCCCCACGCGCCCACGCCGCGGCGCGGGGACCCGGGCGGGGGCAGAGGGAGGGCCCGGCCGAGGGAGGGGAAGGGGCCGGUCCUCCCAGCGCAGGCAGCGGCCGCGGCAGCCCAGGAGGCGGAGGCAACGGCGGCAGCGGAGGUAGCAACGGGCCCGCCGCAGUCAGCCCGGCCGCGUCCGACCCGCGCCCGCCCGGCCGCCGGCACGCACCGCGCCGGGGCGCCCUCUCCACUGCGCGCGGUACAAGGAAAUGCUAGAACUAGUGAUCUCUCCCAGCCUUACUGUAAACAGCGAUCGUCCGGGUAAACUGAAGGUUAACUGUGCCGACGCUGAUGUCUGGACUCUGAGUGACAUAGAAGGCAUCACCACAUCAGCUCUGAGUGUAUCCCAGCUCUUUGCAAGACCUUGCCCACGUGUCCUGCCCAGCCAGCAUCCCACGGCCAUGGCAGCCUACGGCCAGACUCAGUACAGUGCGGGGAUCCAGCAGGCCACCCCCUACACAGCUUACCCACCUCCAGCACAAGCCUAUGGAAUCCCUUCUUACAGCAUCAAGACAGAAGACAGCUUGAACCAUUCCCCUGGCCAGAGUGGAUUCCUCAGCUAUGGCUCCAGCUUCAGCACCGCCCCCACUGGACAGAGCCCGUACACCUACCAGAUGCACGGCACAGCAGGGAUCUAUCAAGGAGCAAAUGGACUGACCAACGCAGCUGGCUUUGGAACUGUGCACCAGGACUAUCCUUCCUACCCCAGCUUCCCACAGAGCCAGUACUCCCAGUAUUACAGCUCGUCCUACAGCCCUCCUUACGUCCCCGCCGGCAGCAUCUGUUCCUCUCCCCUCUCCACGUCCACCUACGUCCUGCAGGAGGAACCUCACAACGUCCCCAGCCAGAGUUCUGAGUCGCUUGGCGGUGAAUAUAACACGCACAAUGGACCUUCCACGCCAGCAAAAGAGGGAGACACAGACAGGCCGCACCGGGCCUCUGACGGGAAGCUCCGAGGCCGGUCUAAGCGGAGCAGUGACCCCUCCCCAGCAGGGGACAAUGAGAUUGAGCGUGUGUUCGUGUGGGACUUGGAUGAGACAAUAAUUAUUUUUCACUCCUUACUCACGGGGACUUUUGCCUCCAGAUACGGGAAGGACACCACGGCGUCCGUGCGCAUCGGCCUCAUGAUGGAAGAAAUGAUCUUCAACCUCGCAGAUACACAUCUGUUCUUCAAUGACCUGGAGGACUGUGACCAGAUCCACGUGGACGAUGUCUCAUCCGAUGACAAUGGGCAGGAUUUAAGCACCUACAACUUCUCCGCUGAUGGCUUCCACAGUUCGGCCCCGGGGGCCAACUUGUGCCUGGGCUCUGGCGUGCACGGCGGCGUGGACUGGAUGAGGAAGCUGGCCUUCCGCUACCGGCGAGUGAAGGAGAUGUACAACACCUACAAGAACAACGUCGGUGGGAAGGAGAGCUGCUUUGAGAGGAUAAUGCAGAGAUUCGGCAGAAAAGCCGUCUACAUCGUGAUUGGCGAUGGCGUGGAAGAGGAGCAGGGGGCGAAAAAGCACAACAUGCCUUUCUGGCGGAUAUCCUGCCACGCGGACUUGGAGGCACUGAGGCACGCCCUGGAGCUGGAGUAUUUAUAGCAGAACCCGCAGCCUCGCCACCUGCCAUCAGAGAGGCAGCCCACCCGCCCAGUCCCCCGAUUUUCCCCACCUCCCCUGCCAGAUGCUAGACAUCAGGCAGGGUCCCUCCCACCAAGAGGACGUGUCCGGUGACCAUCUCAGAAGCUGUCCUUUCAGUCUCAACGCGGGUCCAGAGAAACA